Molecule: messenger RNA, 1736 nt
Organism: Anguilla anguilla (European eel)
Lineage: Eukaryota; Metazoa; Chordata; Actinopteri; Anguilliformes; Anguillidae
Gene: ankrd1a
Product: ankyrin repeat domain 1a (cardiac muscle)
Exons: 9
Coding region: 59-997 (312 amino acids)
Molecular function (GO): protein binding
Source: RefSeq, a predicted model, not a curated record
CACCACAGGGGCACGCCGGGAGCUUAGCAGCUGGGACUAAUUCACAUCACAGGCAAACAUGGGACUGCUGGUCGAAGAUCUGGUCGUAGGCAAGAAAUGCGAGAGCAAAAACCGCGGAGGGCUACUGCAGGAAGGCUUCGCCGAGGGAGAGUACGAGACGGCCGUCACUCAGGAGAAACAAGAUGGCCGACCGUCUCACAGUGACCUCCCUUCCGCCGCCACCACAAACGACAGCCCGCCAGAGGACCUCUACCCGAUAUCAUUAAAAACUGACAGAGCGGGUCGGCUGAAGCUGGAAACGGUGGAAGACCUUCACAAUAUUCUGAAGCUGAAGAAGAGGAGGAGGGCGAAGAGGGUGCCAGUUAAGAAGGCGGAACCGAAACCCGAGGCUGUGCCUGUUGUGGUGGAUGGGGAUAUGUUCCUGAAAGCCGCUAUUGAGAAUAAAUUGCCUGUGAUUGAAAAGUACCUAGCUGACGGCGGAGAUCCCAACAUCUGUGACCAUUUUAAACGGACUGCGUUGCACCAAGCUAGCUCAAGGGGCCAUGUGGAGAUUGUGAAAAGACUGCUAGAGGCUGGGGCUUUGAUUGAGAACAGAGAUAAGCUGGAGUCCAGCGCUGUUCACUGGGCCUGUCGGGGAGGCAGUCAGCCAGUACUGGAGCUGCUGUUGAACCACGGGGCAAAUUUCAGGGCCAGAGACAAGCUGCUGAGUACUCCACUACAUGUGGCAGUUCGAACUGGCCACUACGAGUGUGCUGAGCAUCUGAUUCAGUGCGGGGCCGAUAUCAACGCCAAAGACAUGGACGGAGACACACCUCUGCACGACGCUGUGAGAAUAAACCGAUUCAAAUUCCUUAAACUGCUGUUGUUAUACGGUGCCAAUCUGACCAUCAAGAACUGCGAGGGAAAGUCCCCAUUGGAGUGUGUUCUUAAGUGGCAAAAUGGAGCAAAGGACAUUCUGAACACUUAUGAAGAGGACACAAACUGUCCGUCCCUGUGAAGCCGAGUGUAUAUCUGAGUGAAAAUGUUUUAUCUGUUAAUAUUUCUGAUUGUGUGGAAAAACAUUGCAGGUCAAUGUAAAACUGAGUUAAUGAGCCAUAGGCUAGUGCUUUGGAAGCAUAUUCAAGUACGUUUAUUUAUUGAGAAUAUUUAUGACAUUCAGAAUGACAAGCGACAGAAAGGAAAAUGGAAAAUUGAUUUUUAUGUAUUCUCGGAAAGAGAGGUACUAUUUUUGGAAAGUUUAUUGUGAGAUAAAAUGUCUUUGCGUCAUAAGGCAAGACCGGUCUGACUACUGCAAAAAGUAAUGGUUCUUCGAAAAUAAAUUGGCAUGUAUUCUUGGAAAGCGAGUUACAGUUUUUGGAAAGUUUACUUCGAGAUAAAAUGUCUUUGCGUCAUAAGGCAAGACCAGUCUGACAACUGCAAAAGGUAUGGGUUCUCCUUUCCUGGGAUACACCUAAAUGUUUUGGCUAACACAUGCAAGCCGAGUAAAACGAACAUUGCAAAAGAAUGUUACACACACGUAACGUGUGUAGACUAGUGUCUGAAGUGAACUGAAGCCGUGUCUGACAGUUGGUCAAGAGAAUGUUGAAGAGAGGAUGUUGUGUAAGGACUUGUCUGUUAAAGAAACUCAAAUGUAAUGCACAAACUGAAUGUAUUGUAAUUUAUGACUAAAAUAUUUUUGUACAUUUUGUUUAUUUAAGCUAUUUAAUGGGAAUAAAUAACAGCAGUGCUUUGAUAAG